UUUAAAUGCCUUCCCCAUCCCCCUGCCCCGUUGGCGGCUGACGCCAUCAGCAUGCGCCGUCCGGAGCGCUUCCCGCUCUGCGCGGAGCCGCGUCUAUUAAGCGCGACGGGGUCGGGACUCGGGGGCGGUGGCCGUGGCGGGCGCUGAGGAUGCCGCUCUUUGGAGUUUAUUGCACUCGAUUAGGGAUCGUUUCUCAGAAUCAAGGAGUUAGAAGUGAGAUUUGAGAUAAGUGAGGCCCAUCCAGUGCUGCUUGGGACGCCUCAGAAGGGAAAAUGGAGUUUUCAGGAAUGAAAAAGAAGAGUUUGCUAGGAUUCAAAGAAAAUAAUAAAAAAUCCAGCACUAGGGCUCCCUCUCCAACCAAGCGCAAAGAUCGGACUGAAGACAAAUCCAAGGACAGAUCCAAGGACAAAGUGUCCACCAAGGAAUCAAGCGAAAAGGAUCGUGGUCGGGACAAAACGCGCAAAAGGCGCAGUGCUUCCAGUGGUAGCAGCAGUACCAGCCGAUUGAAACUGAAUCUGCUUCUUUGUUUCUCUAGAAUUCUUCACUUUGGGUAUAACAUGAAACUGGUGCUGUCUAAGCCACCCAAAAGAGAUGAAAAAGAGCGGAAGAGACGGAGUCCAUCGCCCAGACCUACCAAAGUGCAUGUUGGGAGACUCACCAGAAAUGUGACCAAGGAUCACAUCAUGGAAAUAUUUUCCACUUAUGGGAAGAUUAAAAUGAUUGACAUGCCAGUUGACAGGUUAAAUCCACAUCUCUCCAAGGGUUAUGCCUAUGUGGAGUUUGAGAAUCCAGAUGAUGCUGAAAAGGCACUGAAGCAUAUGGAUGGAGGACAGAUUGAUGGUCAGGAGAUCACUGCUACAGCUGUACUGGCACCUCGACCUAGGCCACCUCCCAGGCGCUUUAGCCCACCAAGGAGGAUGCUGCCGCCACCACCAAUGUGGCGUAGGUCGCCACCUCGCAUGAGGAGAAGGUCCAGAUCUCCAAGACGCAGGUCCCCUGUUCGCCGACGGUCAAGAUCCAGAUCUCCAGGCCGAAGACGUCAUCGCAGCCGCUCCAGCUCAAAUUCUUCACGAUAAAGCGAAAAAGACUGGACAGCUUUUUAUUUUUUAACUUAAAACCCACCAGACUAAAUAUUGUACCUUUUUUAUAAUGGGCCUGGGUAAGGGGAAGUGAGAGAAAUCGAAACCUGGCAGUGAAGGGAAACUAAGAGGAGGGGUUUCCUGGCCAGUAGGCAAUCUGUGCCUUGCAGCUUCUAGAUUCAAGGCAUUGAACCUAAAUGCUUUAAACAUGGCUUUGGGUUGAAGGCUGCAAAUGUGGUAUAUUGUUUUCUGGACAAGCUACCAGUAGGAAAGAUGAUAUAGCCUCUGCUCCUCUAAUCAGCAGGCUGCUGCUUCAUGAAUUCCAAAGGCUUAGCAUGCCAUGCAGAAAAAACUAAGUACUGACCUAUUUGGGGAAUCAUAAGGCUGGCUACUACUAAGAGAAGGUGGUGGUGGUGGUGGGGUGGCAGCUAUGUCCAUGUCCAUCUCAAGGCACCAGUGCAGACCUUCAGACCUGGUGGUACCCAAACACAGAAAUCUGCCUCAAACUUAAAUACUCAGUUUGUCAUUCUGCUCCCAUGCCCCAAAUAGUGAGAUCAUAAAUUUCUGUUUGCCUAAAGAGGCAGAGUACUGCAGACUUGCAUGACAUUAAAGAUGAUGGUUUUUGGCCAGUCCCCCUGUAUGUCAUCUACUGCAUAUUAGAAACAGGCCAGGAAUCGAAGGACUGUUUUGUAACUGCACUCUUUAGGGAUCCCCUUGCCCUUCCUGAAGGGUUUUGGUACAGAUUUCACACAACCCUCUACCAAAUGGUGUAAAUGUUUCCACCUUUAGAAAACACAAUACUAACUGGCAACAAAGUAUCAAAACCCCACCUUACCGCAAUGAAAAGGGAGAGGUUUGAGAUUGAUGCUGCUUGGAUUAAUUUGGGUAAUCUUGCAAAAGGCAAGUAAUUUUACCAUCUGUUGUACAGUCAAGCUACAAAGUUUGUAUUUUUUUUUUUUUUUUUUGUGUCUAACUUUGUAGCAUCUUAGGCAGGUUGUGUUUGUAUUUGUGUAGAAUGACCAUAUUGAAUAAACCAAUAGGGUUAAGAUUAAAGAAUAUUAAUUAGUUCCUUCCCUGUAGACUAUUGGCCUCACCUGUACAUUGUGUAUAGAGGAAGCAACUAGAACAGCUCCUUUUUUUUCUUUUAAAUGUUAAGAUAAAAUCUUUUCCACUUAAGCCUGGAAAUGGUGAGCUUCAUGUUACUGGCAAUGGCAGCUGGCUGAUCAAGAGGAACAGUAAUGGAAUUAAUUUGAGCUAGAGAACAGUGAUUGUGGCAUGAGGCCAGUGCAUGCACACAGUAAAAAUAAAGCAAGCGCAGCUUGAA
Chrysemys picta bellii (western painted turtle) is the source of this 2403-nucleotide messenger RNA. The record is from RefSeq and is a predicted model, not a curated record. Lineage: Eukaryota; Metazoa; Chordata; Testudines; Emydidae.